AUGACGGGGCUCAGAAUUCUGGCCAUCAUCUCCGCGUUUCUACUCAGCCGUUCGACUUUCGCACUGCCUACCACCACCCAGAAACCACUUCAGUCCGACCUCUUGAUGGCAACAGACCGCAAGCGGCUUCCUGGCAGCAAUGACGCUCGCUACUGUGGCGUCCCCGAGGAGGAACAGCUCUUCAAGAUAGAAGAGUUCUCCAUCUCGCCACGCCCGCUGGCAACAGACACGCGCUUGUUCGCAUACCUCAAAGGCCACGUGUCCGAAGAAAUCAGCGAAGACGAGUUGAAAGAGGCCGUCCUCCACAUCAACACUACGAAUUCCAAGGGAGGCCUGUGGCCUCUCGAGGAGAAGUUUGCGGUCUUCCCGCAGAUCGUGGUCAGACAAGAUCAACAGUACAGCAAGCUUCUGAAGCCUGGAGUGAACGAGGUGAUAGGUGACAUAUUCUUCUGGAGCAAGUUGACGCCAGCGGCGACAUACAAGUUCAAGGUCGAAGCUCACAACUCAUCAGUAUCCCUCGCCCUAGCUUCCUUCUUAGGCAGCACCCUCGCCACCAACUGCACGGCCACAAUCUACUCCGGCAACGACUGCGCCAACGGCACCAGCGCGACCUUCGACGCCGGCAUCUCCGCCUGCCACACCCUCCCCGACGGCGCCAAGAUCGCGAGCGCGGUCUUUUCGAAUGGCUGCAGCUCGCAGACGGGCGAGGACUUUUACUUCUGGAGUGGCUCCAACUGCAAGGGGUCCAACUCUUAUCAGGCUCUCUCGUCCCUGACGGGGAGGGAGAUGUGUGAUUCCUGGUGGGGGGCCGAAUGA
Molecule: messenger RNA, 816 nt
Organism: Zasmidium cellare ATCC 36951
Lineage: Eukaryota; Fungi; Ascomycota; Dothideomycetes; Mycosphaerellales; Mycosphaerellaceae
Exons: 3
Coding region: 1-816 (271 amino acids)
Source: RefSeq, a predicted model, not a curated record